Molecule: messenger RNA, 3301 nt
Organism: Passer montanus (Eurasian tree sparrow)
Lineage: Eukaryota; Metazoa; Chordata; Aves; Passeriformes; Passeridae
Gene: SYBU
Product: syntabulin
Exons: 6
Coding region: 857-2350 (497 amino acids)
Biological process (GO): axonal transport of mitochondrion; synapse maturation
Cellular component (GO): vesicle; cytoplasmic microtubule
Source: RefSeq, a predicted model, not a curated record
UCCCCCUGCAGCAGAUGCAGGAUGGGAAGCCUGCCCUUGAGACGUUCGUAAGGGUCUCCCAGCCGAUUCCCGUGUGCGACAGGAGAGCGGGAGCCCCCGAGCAGCGGUGGCAGGCGCCACAGGCGUGCGGACCGCGGGCUCCCUGUGCGCCCCUGCCCGGGCGGAGCUGUCAGCGGCAGCCCCGCAGCUGGCACGGGCUCCCUGCUCCUCCCUCGGUGUCAGCCGAGCCCGGUGGCUGUCGCGGUGCUGUCAGGGCAGCAAGGAGGCGAAAAGGCAGCGCAGAGCGCGAUGCUGCCUGCAGAGCGCUCUCGGCUCGGUGCCGCAGCCCACCGGGCGGUAAAGAGCGCUGGGCUCUGCAGGAUUGCUCUCUUGCUUCUCAGAUACCCACACCCAGCAAAGAGCAACCCUGGAAAAUGUGACGGUGCUUGGUUGGCCAUCCCUGUGCCGUUCCUCCCAUUGCUCAGAGCAGGGCAGAGCUCUGCUCCCGUAGCGUGGGCGUGCUGCUCGCAGCCCGCUGCCGGGCGGGGGAGGCCGGAGCACGGGAUGCCCGGCAGGGACACCGGGCUGUCUCCAUGGGCUGGGACACUGAGGGCUGCAGCCUGGAAGAACAUGAAUCAGUGAACUCCGAAUGACAGACUGCUGGAGCUGGUGACUCAACGUGUAGCAUCUUUUGCAGGAAGGGAGAUGAACCUUGGCUAGGGCUCCUGCUCUCUGUGCCACAGCCAGGACUUGCCUUGGGAAAGCUGCUGGUGUCCUGCAAGCACAGGAAUGUUUUGGGGACUGGAACACCAGAGGCAGUGAAGCCGAUUUUAGCUCUUCAAGCAGCACGGGCAGUAUUUCAGCACCUGAAGUCCAUAUGUCGGCUGCUGGAAGCAAGAGAUCUUCUUUUUCUCGCAAUCGUGGUCCUUAUGGUCGGAAUAAUGGAUCCUUAUCCUACAAGUCUGGAGCCAGUCCACCUGCUUCACAUGGAAAGGAUGCUUCAUCAACACUGUGCAAAAACCAUCUGAGUCCUGCUAACAUCCAUCAGAAUUACAGGGCUUCUUCAGCCAGCAGCAGCAACUCAGGCUCAUACAAAGGAAGUGACAGCAGUCCAGUGAUGAGGCGAUCAGGGAGAUACAAUUCUUGUAGUGACAAUCACAGUAUUAAGACACAAAAUCCAGAGCAGUAUUUGACUCCUCUGCAGCAGAAAGAAGUGGCAGUACGACAUUUGAAAACCAAGCUGAAGGAAUCUGAAAGCAAGCUCAAAGAAAGGGAAACAGAAAUAGAAGAGCUUAAAGCUCAGCUGGGACGGAUGAGGGAAGACUGGAUUGAGGAAGAAUGCAAUCGUGUGGAGGCAGAACUGGCCUUAAAGGAAGCAAGAAGCGAAAUUAAACAACUCAAGCAGGUUAUUGAAAGCAUGAAAAACAGCUUGGCUGAGAAAGAUAAAAAAAUUCAGAAAUACUUCACAGAUAUAAACAUUCAAAACAAGAAACUGGAAUCUUUGCUGCAGAGCAUGGAGAUGGCUCAGAAUCACUCUGUGAGGGAUGAGCAGUGCCUGGAGUACACGAGCGACUCAGAGGGGAAGCUGUUAUCAUUGUGUGCCACCCUGCCAGACAGCCCCAUCACAGAGGACCAAGGUCUGGAGGAGGUGGCAGACAGUGAUCUGCUUCUUGGUGAGGACAGAGCUAAUGGGACUGACUCAUCUGGAGAGAGUCUGCCCACCACAACCUCUGAGUUGAGUGAUCCAGCUCCAUUCAGUGCUGCUGUAAAUGAAGAGAUGCUUGAAAUCAUUCUGGAUGGAAAACUAACUUAUUGCCAGGAAAAAGAAAAAAGCAACAUGAUGGUGGAACAGGCCAUCCAGACUGACGUGGUGCCAUAUAGCUUGGAUGUGGAGCAGCUCAUUCAAAACAUCUUCAGAGCUCAAGACACCAGUCCUCUAAGCCCACCUUCUUCACUGAAGGAACUGGGUGAAUUUUCUCUUGGAAGCUUCAGUGAUUCUGGUAUCUUAGUGGACUUAACUCCAAGUGAUCCCAAUUCUGCCAUCCUUUUGUCUCCUAUGGAGUCUCCAUGCAGGAAGGUGGAGCACAGAGUUAAUGAAAACCGUUUCAUGAAAGAACUUGAUUUUACAGAACCUCAUGAUGAUGAAGCCUUUGAGUAUGGUAAUACAGGAAUAAUGAGGAGAUACUGGAGCAGCAGUCUCCUUGGGGAUCUUCUGGCUGUAGCAGCCCCUGUUGUACCAACUAUUGUGUGGGCUUUGAGUACUCAGAGAGGAGGAACAGAUCCUAUUUACAAUAUUGGAGCAUUGCUUCGUGGUUGCUGCCUGGUGGCCCUGCACUCUUUACGCCGAACACCCUUCAAUAUCAAAACCUAAAGUCUACUCUGUCCCUGGGCACCAACUGGCUGAGGCAGAGAGAAAGAGGGUUGAGAUGGAUCAUAAAAGUUUACUGUAUAUUCUGGCAGAGUCCAUAAUUUGCUUUUGACUAUUUGAUUUGCACUAUAAAUCAGUUAAAAACAUGUUCCUUGUUUCAAAAUAAAAAAAAUAAGCUGAAUAUCAUACUUCCACAAGAUGUUUUUAACAGUACUGCUGCUUACAGAAAUAGUCCUCCUGCUCCCAGGCAUCAUGUCCCUCCCCUGUGUUGGUAGCUUUCUGGUGCCAGCACAUCUGCACAGUGAACAUAACCAGAGAAAUAGGAAUUCAAGCCUAGUGCUCUUUCAUGUUCCACUGCUGAGCUAGGAUUAAGCUCAGUCACUCUCUCUGGAUGGUUCACUGAGCAAAUGAACAAGCACUGGCUUUGCACUGGCUCAAGGGUAGUGUGAGAUGCACAAGGGAACAAGUGUCUGGAGAAGGGUGGGGUAUUUCUCUAGACAGCACUAACCUUCCCUUAGGGUAUCACACCUGUGCUCCAGAAAGCAUGCUAGCGCUUUCCAUUUGUUGUCCCAAGUGUCAAUUCAAUUUAGAGGUAAAACCCGUAUUCCCCAGGCAGCUUCCAGCACAUCGUUUGUGCCUGUCUCUUGUAGUGCUCUUCUCAAUUGUGCAAUUGCUUGAGCAUUUCACUGGUCUUGUGCGUAUACAGGGACUGUAACCAAAAAUGUACAUCGCUGGGAGUCUUAACACUUGUUACAAUGAUAAGUAUAGGCGUGGAUACACUUUGAUUCUUAAUGUUGUUUUAAAGUCUUUAUGUAUUGGAACCCGAUAGUCUUUUGAGCCCUUGGAAAUACUAUGUAUAAAUGUAUUGUGUUUUAACUUAUUGUUUAUUUAAUUGCUUUAUUGUAAAUUACCUUUAUAAUCACAAGUUCAGUAAAGCAUGAUAGAUAUGUCAAA